CAACACAGAUCUCCGAUAUGUCACAGUGUCAAAUGGAUUUCAGCUGAUAUUCAUCUAUUACUAGGCAGGAUGGAGAGUUGGCCUCGCAACAUGCCGGCAACCCUGGAGGAUCUCUGUGUGCAGUACUGUGUGAAGAACCUGGAGACCUUCACACACCAGGCCACAACAACACACCACACCACAAUGUAUACCCUCUUCCCAGGAGUGUCCCUGCCCAAAACAAUCUGUGAUAAGAUAUUUCACUUCUACAUGGAGCAUGUCGAUCAUGCACAUUCCACUGCAGAUGGCUUCCUCAAUAUAUUCAGUAACGUUCGAGGGACACAGCUCAGUCGACUAACCUUAGCAAAUUCUUAUGUGAGUGACUGUGGACUAGGUCUAGUAAAACAUCAACCUAUUGUAGAACUAGACCUGUCCUGUUGUACAAGACUGUCAUCUGACUGCAUCCCGUUCAUCAACAAAAUGGGGAAAACCUUACGGUCACUGCGCUUGGAGAACACUACAGAUAUGUUUGAGGGCGUUAGAGAUCAUGUAGAUUCUAUUUCUGCUGCACAGAAUGAAAAUUAUAUUGAUAAAGUGCCAGUAGAAAAUGUUGAACAGAAUGAUGACCCUAUUUUGAACUGUCCUCAUCUCCGUAAAUUGUGCAUGAGAGAUUUCCAGUUGGAAGACAACUUGCUGAUUGGAAACGUCCAACUACAUGAUGUAUUCCGCUGGUGUAAGCUGCUGACACACCUGGACCUAUCUCAAUGUACUGUUGCCAUGGAAACCUUUCCCCACUUCCAGUGCUUACAUCACCUAUUGUCACUCAGCCUUGCGGAUGUUGACAUUCAAGACUUGGAUGCAGUCAUUGACAACUUGUGCCAACUCAAACAGCUCAAACACCUGGAUGUUUCUCAAGGCCAGUCAGACACUCCUGUGAUGUACCCCCAUCCUGAACAGUAUCUCCAGCAGCUCGUUGCCGGCCUCCCUCUUGUGACAUCACUUGACAUCUCAGGCACCAACCUGGCUGGCUUUGAGAAGGCUGAGAUCCAGUCAUUCAGGCCCAGUAAGAACCACCAUGAGGAGACAUCACAAGAAGCAGACAGUGCCGGAAUGUGUAGUAUUCCUGGACUAGAAGGACGAAUGCUUGAGUUUUUGGGUCUGUUUGGAUGUGCCCAUGAUGCUUGCUACAGAAAGAAUAUACCUGCCAAACGGGUGACCGGUGAGAGUGAUGAGGAGCAGGUCCUGCUGUCCCUACAGGUGUACCAGGACAGGUGUGGUCUGCUCAUCAAGGCUCUCAACAGUGUCUUCCAUCUUUUCCGUAACUUUGCAGUCAGUAGACAGUGUGCAGUUCUUGAGGCCAUCUUGGCUGGCAUGAAGCGCCACAUCUGGGACAAACAGGUGCAGAUUGUAGGCAGUGCAUCAUUGUUCUAUAUAGCCAAGGGGGAUCAAAAAGACUACAUCACUCAGAAACAAAGGAGGUAAGUCAGUGGCAUCUAGGGGUGACUAUUGAGGGGAAA
Molecule: messenger RNA, 1496 nt
Organism: Haliotis rubra (blacklip abalone)
Lineage: Eukaryota; Metazoa; Mollusca; Gastropoda; Lepetellida; Haliotidae
Product: protein zer-1 homolog
Exons: 7
Coding region: 70-1461 (463 amino acids)
Cellular component (GO): Cul2-RING ubiquitin ligase complex
Source: RefSeq, a predicted model, not a curated record